AUGAAGUUGUCUCUCUUUCCCAUCGCUUUUGCUCUCGUCUCCAGCGUCUACGCGGCGCCGAGCACGCAGCCUUCAGAGCACGGCGAGCUCGAGGCCCGCGGAAGCUGUGGUUCUAACCGGAGAGACUGUGACUGUUCAGCUGAGUUUUCUAAGUGGGCAAACCCACCGGCACUAGGCUCAACGGUUCGCGCCCGCAUCUCAGGGCAAGACUCUGGCCUCACAACCUCUGACUGGCGUGGCGCGAACGGCAACGGCCAGGCGUCUCUUUGCAGAGUAACUGUUGAUCGUGUUUGCGGAAACUGCUAUGCAUGGAAGGCGAGGACGGACAAGUGUGGCUUUUACAGCCUUUCCAACUUCGGUUGUAUUCCGGCUUAA
This is a messenger RNA of Colletotrichum truncatum, 375 nucleotides long. Its product is annotated as 3',5'-bisphosphate nucleotidase. Gene Ontology annotation, biological process: sulfate assimilation. Gene Ontology annotation, molecular function: 3'(2'),5'-bisphosphate nucleotidase activity. The record is from RefSeq and is a predicted model, not a curated record. NCBI's taxonomy places the organism in Eukaryota, Fungi, Ascomycota, Sordariomycetes, Glomerellales, Glomerellaceae.